This is a messenger RNA of Aureobasidium uvarum, 1182 nucleotides long. Lineage: Eukaryota; Fungi; Ascomycota; Dothideomycetes; Dothideales; Saccotheciaceae. The record is from the annotation of a GenBank genome assembly.
GAUGCCUAUGCCAGAUGGUGUGGUAAUGGCAAGCCAGUCGCUCUUUGGCUAGACUGUGAUACCGGACACGAUGUAUGNGAUGCGUUUGCGAUUCUUCUAGCCGCUCAAUGCCCGGCUUUGAGACUGUUGGGUAUCAGCACUAUCUAUGGCAAUGCUCCUCUGGUCAAGACGACACAAAACACUAGAUCCAUCUUGAGGGCGAUUGGCAGAGAGGAUGUGCCUGUGUAUGCUGGUGCUAGCAAGCCUUUUUGUCGUCCUGCUGCUUCUGCUCCUGAUAUCCAUGAUGGCACUACUGUUCUGCCUGAGCCUGGCGCACCGGAGCGUACGGAUAUGUCUGCAGUUUUGGCCAUGUACAAGGCUCUGAUAGCAGAACCACCAAAGACGGCAUGGCUCGUUGCAACUGGUGAGUUUGACUGCCAAUUGACUUCUAAGUUCAUAUCUCAUAAGCUAUANGGUUGUCUGACAAAUGCUGCAUUGCUGUUCAACACGUUUCCUGAUGUGGUUGACCAUAUCGCUGGGUUGACCAUCAUGGGAGGCGCCGUUGGAGGCGGGUUUACAAAUGCACCCAUGGGAUCACUUGAAGGCGAGGGAGAACGUUUUGGAAACUGGACGCCUUGGGCAGAAUUCAACAUCUACAUUGACCCGGAAUCGGCGCAGUCUAUCUUCAGCGACCCCGUGCUUGCCGCAAAGACCACAAUUGCUCCACUGGAUUUGACACAUCAAAUGGUGAGAAUCUGCCAAGAACUGCUCUAUGGGUUUGACAAGGAAGUGGAUGGUUCAGAGGCCUCGGUCCUUCGCGUCCUGUUCAACCAGAUUCUCACCUUCUUUGCCAGUACAUACGCCGACGUGUUUGGACUAACAGAAGGACCCCCACUACACGAUCCCCUGGCCGUUGCAAUGUGCUUCGUCCCAGACCUCUUUGAUGACAAAGGAGGAGAGAGAUUUGCCAUCAAAGUUGUCAUUGACGGUGAACACGGUGUUGACGAGAUUGCGAGAACGACAUCUCAAUGUGGCCGUACCAUCUUGACACCGUUGAAGGCUGGCGAGGCUGGUGUACGUGUGCCUAGAGGCUUGGACGCAGGACUUAUCUGGAGGAUUCUGGACUUGUGUUUGAAGCAGGCAGAGGGCGAGAAGCCCGAGACUAUGGCCAUGUCGGCACUGUGGAGCGUUUCUGAAGACCUU